This is a messenger RNA of Taeniopygia guttata (zebra finch), 2540 nucleotides long. RefSeq lists its product as uncharacterized. Lineage: Eukaryota; Metazoa; Chordata; Aves; Passeriformes; Estrildidae. Gene Ontology annotation, molecular function: DNA-binding transcription factor activity; RNA polymerase II cis-regulatory region sequence-specific DNA binding. The record is from RefSeq and is a predicted model, not a curated record. Gene Ontology annotation, biological process: regulation of transcription by RNA polymerase II.
ACUCGUAAACUCGUUGCGACUGCGGCACCCCCGACCCGGGAGCGUCGGUCCGGCCCGGGAGCAUCGGUCCGACCCGGGAGCGUCGGUCCGGCCCGGGAGCGUCGGUCCGGCCCGGGAGCAUCGGUCCGACCCGGGAGCGUCGGUCCGGCCCGGGAGCGUCGGUCCGGCCCGGGAGCGUCCCGCAGGAUUUAUCAUUCCCAAACUUUGGCCAGAUGGAAGAGGAGACUGCAAGGAAGAGAAAGAUGCUCUGGGACACCCAGGCAGGGAAUGACCUGCACACAGAGACCAGAGAAGACAAAUGCCCAUGUCAGAAUCUUGUGGAAGUGGCUGUUUUAAGCAGCUCCACUGCGCAGGAAGUCAACAAGGAGGAAAAGCCUGAGAGAUCCCCCAUGAGGCGCAGCUCCAAACCCAGCCCAGGGAGCUCUGAGGAGGAAAGACCCAGCCUGUGCCAGGACGACAGCCGGAGCUUCAGCCAGAGCUCGGAGCUGGUGAUCCAUGAGCAGCUUCAUGACAGGGAGAAGCCCUACAAGUGCUUGGAGUGUGGGAAAAGCUUCAGCUGGAGCUCCCACCUGAUCCGCCACCAGAAGGUCCACACUGGGGAACGGCCCUACACAUGUGGGGAAUGUGGGAAGAGCUUCAGCCAGAGCUCUGACCUGCUGGUCCACCAGCGCCUUCACACAGGGGAACGCCCCUACAAGUGCUUGGAAUGCAGAAAGAGCUUCAGCAAGAGGUCCAGCCUCACAUACCACCAGCGCUUCCACACUGGAGAGCGGCCGCACGUUUGCUUGGAAUGUGGGAAGGGCUUUAUCCAGAGCUCCCAUCUCAUCAGCCACCGCCGGCUGCACACUGGGGAACGGCCAUACAGCUGCUCGGAAUGUGGAAAGAGCUUCAACCGCAGCUUCAGCCUUGUCAUCCACCAGCGUGUCCACACCGGGGAACGGCCCUACGAGUGUCCCCAGUGUGGGAAGAGGUUUCAGACCAGCUCCGAUGUCCUCAUGCACCAACGGAUGCACACGGAGGAGAGGCCCUUCCGCUGCAUGGAUUGUAGGAAGGGCUUCAUCCGUAGCUCUGACCUAGUCAAGCACUGGCGUGUCCACACUGGGGAGAGGCCCUACAGGUGCUUGAAGUGUGGGAAGAGCUUCACCCAGAGUUCUGCCUUGACCUCACACCAGCGGACCCACUGGUAAGAGAAGCCCUACAAGUGCUGCAACUGUGGCCAGAGCUUCAGCUGGAACUCGGAGCUGGUGAAGAAGCCUCACAAUGGGGAGAAGUCCCACAAAUGUUUGGAAUGUGGGAAGAGCUUCAGCCGGAGCUUCCACCUCCUCCGCCACCAGAUGAUCCACACAGGGGAACGCCCCUAUGAGUGCUUGGAAUGUGGGAAGAGCUUUAGCCGGAGCUCUUGUCUGAUCCGCCAUCAGGUAAUUCACACGGGGGAACGGCCCUACAAGUGCAAGGAAUGUGGGAAAAGCUUCAGUGACCGCUCCAACCUCCUCACCCACCAGCGCCUGCACUCCAGGGAACGGCCCUUUGAGUGUGGGGAGUGUGGGAAGAGCUUCAGCAUCAGCUCUGACUUGAUCCAGCACCAGAAGAUCCACAGUGGAGAACGGCCCUACGAGUGUCCUGAGUGUGCAAAGAGGUUUCGGACCAGCUCCCAUCUCCUUCUGCAUCAACGGAUUCACACGGAUGAGAGGCCCUUCCGCUGCCCCGACUGCAGGAAGGGCUUCAAACGCAACUUCCACCUGACCCUGCACCGGCGCAUCCACACCGGGGAGAAGCCCUAUGAAUGUCCCGAGUGUGGGAAGAGCUUCUCCUCCAGCUCUGGCUUGGCCCGACACCAACAGUCCCACUUGUAAAGGAAGCCCUGCUGUGGAGGCUCGAGGGGCUACCACUGAGCUGUAAUCACCAGGAUCAAAGAAAGACACCUCUUUGAAUAAAAUGGUCUCACUUGUUGGAGAAGAUUAAAUGGGAAAGCCUUAUGAAUAUGAUUGCUUAGCAAAGGAUUUGGAAAAUAUAGAGACUGUAAGUGAAACUGAGAUGAGAACGAGCUUUGAGAUUUUGGACCUUGGUGUCUAAGCACUGGUGGACAGUGGUGUAGCUGGUAGAAUGUAGCUCCCUUUUUUGACCCACAGACAGAUCCAAGGGUCAGAUAAAGUGUUCUGAUUCAUCCCUCAAAAAUGAAUAGUUUAUCCCCCACCUGUAACCCUCACCUGAAGUAUCAUGUAUCUGUAAUCCCAUUGGUCCAAAGUAUUACUCCGCACCCACUCUCAAGCCUCCUUGAUAAGGUGUACCCAGGAGACCAGAGCCCCUUCUCCUGCCCCUUCUCCUGCACUCUCUCCCUCCCCUUCUCUCUGCCCUCUUGGACCCUCUCUUGGAACUCUCUCUCGCUAUCUUGCCCUACCCCCACUCCUUGGGGCCUGCUUCGAGCUGCAGCUGGCAGGACCCCACAAUACACUGUAUAUCCUAAUGUCGGUCUCAGAUUCAGUCAAAGAGGGAAAUGGAGAGUUUCUAACCAGGCAGAAGCCUGGGAACCUGUUGGAAAA